Nipponia nippon (crested ibis) is the source of this 1509-nucleotide messenger RNA. It is a transcript of the gene NEU4, whose product is annotated as neuraminidase 4. Gene Ontology annotation, molecular function: exo-alpha-sialidase activity. Lineage: Eukaryota; Metazoa; Chordata; Aves; Pelecaniformes; Threskiornithidae. Gene Ontology annotation, cellular component: membrane; cytoplasm; intracellular membrane-bounded organelle. The record is from RefSeq and is a predicted model, not a curated record. Gene Ontology annotation, biological process: ganglioside catabolic process; oligosaccharide catabolic process.
AUGGGCUCCCGGCACUUCCCUGCCCGGACCGUGCUCUUCGAGAAGGAGUCCAACGGUGUCACGUACCGCGUGCCCGCCCUACUCUACUUGCCCUGCGUGGCCAAGCUGCUGGCUUUCGCGGAGGAGCGGCUGAGCGCCGACGAUGCCCACGCCAACUUGCUGGUGCUGCGCCGUGGCACUGUCUACAGGAGCUACGUGGAGUGGGAAGACAUGCGCGUGCUGGAGACUGCAAAGCUGCAGCACCACCGGUCAAUGAACCCCUGCCCGCUCUAUGACGAGUUCACCGGCACCCUCUUCCUUUUCUUCAUCACGGUGCUGGGCAGGACACCCGAAGCCUAUCAGAUCGUUACUGGGCAAAAUGUCACCCGCCUCUGCUGCGUCACCAGCGCCGACCAGGGCCUGAGCUGGAGCACGGCCACAGACCUGACGCAGCAGGUCAUUGGCGGGGCCAUCAAAGACUGGGCGACGUUCGCGCUGGGCCCCGGUCACGGGAUCCAGCUGCGGUCUGGCCGGCUGCUAGUGCCCGCCUACAGCUACCACAUCGACUGCAAGGAGUGCUUUGGGCAGCUCUGCAAGACCACCCCUCACUCCUUCGCCUUCUACAGCGAUGACCAUGGCCAGGGCUGGCGCUUCGGGGAGUUCAUCCCCAACCUGCAGACGGGCGAGUGCCAGCUGGUCUCGGUAGAUGAGGAGGAUGGCUCCAAUGUCCUCUACUGCAAUGCCCGCAGCCCCUUGGGCUUCAGGGUCCAGGCGCUGAGCACGGAUGACGGGGCUGUCUUCCAUGGGGGGCAGCUGGUCCAGCGGCUCGUUGAGCCCCCCCAUGGCUGUCAUGGCAGUGUCAUUGGCUUCCCCGCACCUUUUGUGUAUGUCCCUGCCACCCCCCAGGACCCUGUGAUGUCCCUUCGGGGCCCAGCUCGCUGGCUGCUCCCUGGGACGCUCCCAGGGUUUCAGUACCUGCCCACCUGCCAGGCAGCAGGAGAUGAGCUGCCUGCCGUGGCCACCAGCAGCCACCAUGAGCCAGCCGAGCCUGAGGAGGGCUGUCCUUCCACAGGGCAUCACAGCCAUGCCCACAGCAUCACCUUGGUCCCAGGGGACCCUGCAACUACCCCCAGCCCCGCUGCCUUCUUCCAAGCGCCAACGUGGGUCCUCUACUCCCACCCCACCAGCUCCAUGUCACGGGUCAACAUGGGGAUUCACCUGAGCACCUUCCCCAGGGAUGUGGAGAGCUGGACUGAGCCAUGGGUCAUCUACGAGGGCCCAAGCGCUUACUCGGACCUGGCUUACAUAGAGCUGCCCUACAACGAGGCUUCCAUCGCUGGUGGCCCGGCCAUUGCUUUCGCCUGCCUCUACGAGAAUGGGAUACGGUCACCCUAUGAGCAGAUCUCCUUCAGCAUGUUCACACUGCAGGAUGUGCUCCAGAAUAUCCCCCUGACAGCCACUGCUCCCCAGCGGGACGGCGGCCCCCUGUGCUGCAGGAAGCAGGGGCGAAGGAGCUGCCUCAUCUCCUAG